This is a messenger RNA of Acanthamoeba castellanii str. Neff, 1194 nucleotides long. RefSeq names its product ribokinase, putative. Lineage: Eukaryota; Discosea; Longamoebia; Acanthamoebidae. The record is from RefSeq and is a predicted model, not a curated record. The transcript has 9 exons. The coding region runs from base 1 to 1194 and encodes 397 amino acids.
AUGGAAGAGAAUCAGCAGCAAUGCCCCGUACGGCACAUUUGGGAGCCUCAACAAGGGCAGGUUCAACAACAGGCGAGUACUGGCAGCGAGUGCCCAGUCCGUAACACUUGGGACACCUCAAGCCUGUACCACACGAACGGUCAGUUCCAGCACCCGCCCAUCUCUCAAACGAAUGGCCAGGCGAGAUGCCCCAUGGGCUACUUCUCCAUCUCUGCUUCUUCGGGCGCUCCCGCCUCUUCUUCGGACGGUGCCCCCAAGUGCCCAUUCGCGUCCCUCUCCCUGGGAUCCAGCACAGACAGGAGGGCGCCCCCUGAGCAGCUGCGUCUGACCAUUCUGGGCCACGUCACCAACGACAUCAACAUCUUCGUCGGCAAGGAGACGCGCGCGCAGGGUGGUGGAGUGCUGUUCAGCGGUGUGGCUGCCUCCAACUUGGGCAUGAACGUUGAGGUUGUUACCAAGUGCUCGGCCGAGGACAAGCCCGUGUUCCAGAAGAUCUUUGCCCCCAGUGGAACCAAGGUACAGUUCCUGCCGUCGCAAGAGACGACUUGCUGUGAAAACAACUACCCCAAGCCCAACUCGGAUGAAAGAGUCCAACGCUUCCACGCUGUUGGCGCUCCCUUCACGGUGGACGAUCUGAAGCACAUUGAAUCCACAAUCGUCCACAUCAACCCUCUUUCAUAUGGCGAGUUCCCUGACGAGCUGAUCCCCAAGAUCAAGGAGCUCAACCCCUCUGUUCAGUACCUGGUCGCCGACGCGCAGGGAUUCAUCAGGCACAUCGACAUGCAGAACGGCGGCAAGAUCUCGCACAAGGACUGGGCUGCCAAGGAGCAGUACCUCAAAUACUUUGAUUUGUUCAAGGUGGACGACAAGGAGGCCACUGUCUUGACCGGAGAGAAGGACAUGAAGCGCGCCAUGCAGAUUCUGCACGAGAAGGGCGCCAAGAUGGUGCUCGGGACGUACAACGCGGGCGUGCUGUUGUUUGAUGGCAACAUCUUCUACCAGGCAAGCUUCGGUCCUUGGAAGGUAGAGGGAAGAACUGGCAGGGGAGAUACUGUCACCGCGAGCUUCCUUGCCGCCGCCGGGUUGAGCGGAGGACCCUGGAAGCGCAACGUCGCGCUUGAGUUUGCCGCCCGCGUGACCACCACCAAGAUGCAGUACCCGGGUCCGUACCGUCGGCCAACGGCCUCGCUUUGA